CAAGGAUAACACACGUACAGGAAACAUCGGAAGAAGCGGUACGUUAUUCUCGGUUUAUCGGCGAAUCGGGUUAUCUGUCCGGGUUAGGUCUGGCUACAUAACCGAGAACGAUUAGCUGGUCUGUUUUAUGCAAUUACUAUUUACGUUUGUUGUUUUAAUAUGCGACGGCGACGAGUUCGGACGUGUUACAGCACCGAUCGUUACGUUUCGAGGAAUCAGGAAGUGUGAAUGAAGAAAAAUACUCCACGGAAAACAUGCGUUUGGUCGAUAAUUCGUUAGUGAGCUGUGUGGACAGCUUGAAACCAUAGCAAUAAUGAUUGAUACGUGCUAUCUUUUGCUCGACUAUGAGUCGUGUAAAGUCGAUAACGUAAUCAGUUCUCUGCACUUCAAAGAACGUAUAUACGUUUCAGAAACGGUGUUGCUGUUAUCGUUAAACAAUCCAGUGCAUCGACGAAACGUAUUUCGCGAUGAAGGCGACAAAUUCAAUAGAGUAGUGUUCGUGAAAACAGAAUUUUAUUCGUGUAAGAUGAAGAAGAGGUUGCUGUUAUGCUUUGUUUGUGCUGUCGUGCUUUUCUUGAUCGUGAUUUCGUCCGACAGUGAUUUUAUUCAAGACUUAUCACCGUUUGUGAAAGUCAGUGAUAUCACGUGUUACGAGGGCGAGAAUGCACCGAACUUUCUUCCGAGGUUUGAUCCGGAUUCAGAAUCCAAAAAAUUUAAAAAGGACCGGAAUAUAUUCUUCCACGAGACGACUUGUUUCGACGGCGAUGGUCUGGUUUUGAACGCACGUCAGGCGUGCGCCGUCGAGUCGGCGGCCAAGAUGAACCCGAACACGAACGUGUAUCUGCUUUUCAUAUCCUCCGCGAGGAUCUCCAAUCAAUCGAGGGAGAUUUUUAAUCAUCUGAAAUCUUAUUCGAACGUUAAGAUCAGAUACAUUCUUCCUGAGGUGUACGUGAAAAAUACACCUUUGGAAUUAUGGUACAAGAGCGGUAUACUACGAAAAAGUCGAUGGCCGACAAGUCACAUGUCGGACAUGCUCAGAUAUUUAACCCUUUGGAAAUACGGAGGAAUAUAUUUGGAUCUGGAUGUUGUUGUCACAACAUCGCUAGAGAGUUUAACGAACUUCGUCGGAGCAGAAGAUUGGUUCGACGUUGCUGCUGGUGUGAUGGGAUUCGAUAUGACGGCACUGGGUCGUCGUGUCGCCGACGCUUGUAUUCGCGAUUUGAAGACACACUUUCGUGGUAAUAUUUGGGGCAACAACGGUCCUGGUGUUAUCACCAGGACUUUGCAAAAUAUUUGCUCUACGAAAUAUGUCCGAGAUAUGACCACCGCUCGCUGUCACGGUUUUAAGGUGUUUCCUCCGUCGACAUUUUACCCGAUUCACUAUAAAAAAUGGAGAAUGUACUUCGAAACAAAGGAUAUGAACGAAACGAUGAAGAUGUUGGAGAAAGCCAUGGUCAUUCACGUUUGGAACAAUCUCAGUAAAUACGAGGAAGUGCGCGUAAACAGUGACGUUCCUUACGCCGUCAUCGCGCGGAAAUAUUGCCCAAAAGUUUUUAAUAAUUGCAGGACGAUAUUUUAAACACUCGAAUGAUUAUUUAUUUAUGCAUCAUUGAACACACAACUUUUACACUUUGCCAAAAUAUUGCUAUUAUUAUCUUUUAAAGGACUACAAAAUUCUAUCGAAGAGAUUUAUUUCUCUCGUCAAACAGCUAUUUGGUAUUUAUUCCACAUCCGUCUUUGUAAAAUAGAAUUACAUCAUCCACGAGGCAUGCAGCAAUUAGCAUCUGUGUUUUCUAGUCUUAAUGAUUUCUACGACCAUGAAUAAAAUCAUUGUACAUAACA
Colletes gigas is the source of this 1842-nucleotide messenger RNA. Its product is annotated as lactosylceramide 4-alpha-galactosyltransferase-like. NCBI's taxonomy places the organism in Eukaryota, Metazoa, Arthropoda, Insecta, Hymenoptera, Colletidae. Gene Ontology annotation, biological process: glycosphingolipid biosynthetic process. Gene Ontology annotation, molecular function: alpha-1,4-N-acetylgalactosaminyltransferase activity. The record is from RefSeq and is a predicted model, not a curated record. The coding region runs from base 314 to 1579 and encodes 421 amino acids. The transcript has 4 exons.